Pleurotus ostreatus (oyster mushroom) is the source of this 369-nucleotide messenger RNA. RefSeq lists its product as uncharacterized. The transcript is spliced from 2 exons. Gene Ontology annotation, cellular component: nucleosome. Gene Ontology annotation, molecular function: protein heterodimerization activity; DNA binding; structural constituent of chromatin. The coding region runs from base 1 to 369 and encodes 122 amino acids. NCBI's taxonomy places the organism in Eukaryota, Fungi, Basidiomycota, Agaricomycetes, Agaricales, Pleurotaceae. The record is from RefSeq and is a predicted model, not a curated record.
AUGCAUCAAAUAGGGAUCAAAACCCCUAGGAAAUUCCCAGUAACCCCUGCUCACGUCGCUAUUGCCACCACGUCCAAACCGUCGAAACGACGCGGCACGCUCGUUUUGAAGGAGGUCCGUAAACUACAGAGUUCCACCGACUUUUGUAUUCCCCGGAUGACCUUCCAGCGCCUGGUGCGAGAGAUAGCACAAGAGUUCAAACUGGACCUCCGUUUCCAAUCGACCGCUCUACAGGCGCUCCAGGAAGCCGCCGAAGAACAUCUUGUCAGUCUGUUUCAAGACACGGUUCGGUGCGCUGCCCACGCCAAACGGUGCACCAUUCGUCCAGUGGAUAUGGCGUUGACGCGCCAAAUCCGACACCAAACUUGA